Molecule: messenger RNA, 857 nt
Organism: Carlito syrichta (Philippine tarsier)
Lineage: Eukaryota; Metazoa; Chordata; Mammalia; Primates; Tarsiidae
Gene: FAM89B
Product: family with sequence similarity 89 member B
Exons: 1
Coding region: 78-335 (85 amino acids)
Biological process (GO): positive regulation of cell migration; negative regulation of transforming growth factor beta receptor signaling pathway; establishment of cell polarity
Cellular component (GO): lamellipodium; cytoplasm
Molecular function (GO): transcription corepressor binding
Source: RefSeq, a predicted model, not a curated record
GGCGGGGCUAGGGGUGGCCUGGACCCCAACUCCAGCCCACCCUCAGUUGUCUGCAGGUGGGGCUGCGGCAGUUGGACAUGUCCCUGCUGUGCCAGCUUUGGGGCCUGUACGAGUCAAUCCAGGACUACAAACACCUGUGCCAAGACCUGAGCUUAUGCCAGGACCUGUCGUCCUCCCUGCACUCGGACAGCUCCUACCCGCCUGACGCCGGCCUUUCUGACGACGAGGAGCCUCCCGACGCCAGCCUGCCCCCCGACCCGCCGCCCCUCACUGUGCCCCAGACCCACAACGCGCGCGACCAGUGGCUCCAGGACGCCUUCCAUAUCAGCCUCUGAAGAACUGCGGGCGGGUGGGGAGCCGCCGUGCACAGGCGCAGAAGCUCGCCCUUCGGCAAGUCAGUGCCUGCGCUUUCCCCACCCCGUCUCGCCUUGCAGGAGGGCCAGUGCCCCUCGGAGGCGGAAUGCCAAGCCCCUCUCUCCUGCUAUGGGUCGGCUGGCACUGGGGCGGGCACCUAGGUUGCAGCCUCAGCCCAUGGCACCGGGCCUCUGCUCCUCCCACACGCACCCCCAGCCUGGCCAGCCCUCAGCCGGCGGGGGGCUCAGGCGACGGGCCCUCCCCUUGGCGACUCUGGGGUCGGGAUGGGUUCCUGGCUCCCAUCCGCGUCUCACCUGUUGCUGUCGGCAGCUGCUGGCUCAGGGGCAUCCCGCCUCAGUCUCGGGGUUCCACUGCCCUGGACAAGGGCCCCUGGACCCGGCCCCACACCCACCCACGGCCAGGAGGGCCGAGGCUCCGUGCUGGAUGUUUAAGUUGAGGGGCCAGCCCCCUGGGCGCGUAGAUCAAUAAAUGCUCUCAGCGUG